Molecule: messenger RNA, 1769 nt
Organism: Odocoileus virginianus texanus
Lineage: Eukaryota; Metazoa; Chordata; Mammalia; Artiodactyla; Cervidae
Gene: ACAD8
Product: acyl-CoA dehydrogenase family member 8
Biological process (GO): lipid metabolic process
Cellular component (GO): mitochondrion
Molecular function (GO): flavin adenine dinucleotide binding; acyl-CoA dehydrogenase activity
Source: RefSeq, a predicted model, not a curated record
CCCGAGGUCGCGGGCGCUCAGACCGCGGCCGGAGCUGCGGGGAGAGGAGCAAGUAAAGGUGAUGCUGCGAGGAACCUUCCAGCGCGCCGGGGCGUGGCUGAGGGGGCUGCGCCGCGGGCCCCGGGGCCUCGCCGAGAGCGCCCGGAGGGGCGUCGUCUCCUGCAUUGACCCUUCCAUGGGACUAAAUGAAGAGCAGAAAGAGUUCCAGAAAGUGGCCUUCAGCUUUGCUGCCCGCGAGAUGGCGCCGCACAUGGCAGAGUGGGACCAGAAGGAGCUGUUCCCUGUGGACAUGAUGCGGAAGGCAGCGCAGCUGGGCUUUGGGGGGGUGUACGUUCAGACAGACGUUGGAGGGGCGGGCCUCUCGCGGCUGGACGCCUCCGUCAUCUUUGAAGCCUUGGCCACGGGCUGCACCAGCACCACGGCCUACAUGAGCAUCCACAACAUGUGCGUCUGGAUGAUCGACCGCUUCGGGAGUGAGGAGCAGCGGCAGCGGCUGUGCCCGCCGCUCUGCGCCAUGGAGAAGUUCGCCUCAUACUGCCUCACCGAGCCAGGGAGUGGGAGCGAUGCCGCCUCCCUCGUGACCUCUGCCGUGCGACAACAGGAUCAUUACAUCCUCAAUGGCUCCAAGGCCUUCAUCAGUGGUGGCGGUGAAGCUGACAUAUACGUAGUCAUGUGCCGCACAGGAGGGCCGGGCCCCAGAGGCAUCUCUUGUGUAGUGGUGGAGAAGGGGACCCCUGGCCUCAGCUUUGGCAAGAAGGAGAAAAAGGUGGGGUGGAACUCACAGCCGACCCGAGCGGUGAUCUUUGAAGACUGUGCAGUCCCGGUGGCCAACAGGAUCGGGGACGAGGGCCAGGGCUUCCUCAUCGCCAUGAAGGGCCUGAAUGGAGGGAGGAUCAAUGUCGCCUCCUGCUCCCUGGGAGCCGCUCACGCCUCAGUCGUCCUCGCUCGAGACUACCUCAAGGUCCGGAAGCAGUUUGGAGAGCCUCUGGCCAAUAACCAGUACCUGCAGUUCCAGCUGGCCGAGAUGGCGGCCCGGCUGGUGGCCUCCCGGCUGAUGAUCCGCACCGCGGCCAUGGCUCUGCAAGAGGAGCGGGAGGACGCGGUGGUCCUGUGCUCCAUGGCCAAGCUCUUCGCCACAGACGAAUGCUUUGCAAUCUGCAACCAGGCCCUGCAGAUGCACGGCGGCUAUGGCUACCUGAAAGACUACGCCGUCCAGCAGUACGUGCGGGACUCCCGGGUCCAUCAGAUCCUUGAAGGCAGCAACGAAGUGAUGCGGAUGCUGAUCUCGAGGAGCCUGCUACAGAAGUAGCCCGCCCCAGGCUCUGACAGCAGGUCAGUGGUGGGUGGCCCCCAUGGAGGCACAGUGACGAGUGAGUCGGGCCACUGGAGGGGCUGACAUCUCCACUGCAGCUUCACGGCAUCAGCUGGAAGACGGCAGGGCCCCCAGACUGGAGCUCUGGGGAGGACAUGACGCCUAGUCUUCCUGGCGCUCAGGGUGGCAGGGAGCUCCUUACCUGGCCCACAGAGUCCUGGCAUGCCUGCUUUCUGCUGGUUGCCUGGAUCCAUCCCCCAGGGCCCUGGACGUUCCGAGGAGGGCUUCCCAACUGCGGCAGAGGUGUGGGGAAGGAGUGGGGCAGAGAUGAUUCCUAUCGGUUCUGCUCCACCUGCCCCCUGAAGACGAGACCGUCCCUGUGGCCAGCCUCGAGCGGCUCCUCUGAAUGCGAGUCAUGAUGAGAGGGAUGUGCGAGGCCUCCUCCCAGGCUGCGAGU